This is a messenger RNA of Camelina sativa (false flax), 1782 nucleotides long. RefSeq names its product serine/threonine-protein kinase VIK. Gene Ontology annotation, biological process: protein phosphorylation. The record is from RefSeq and is a predicted model, not a curated record. Gene Ontology annotation, molecular function: protein binding; protein serine/threonine kinase activity; ATP binding. Lineage: Eukaryota; Viridiplantae; Streptophyta; Magnoliopsida; Brassicales; Brassicaceae.
CUCACUAAAAUAGACGGAUGAAAAAGUCAUCAACUUGACGGCUAAGUUAACGGCGAUGAUCUACGUUCACACAAGCAAGAACAUAAGAAAACAAGAAAUAGACUCAUCUCUCUCUCCCUUUUCCUCUAAUCUGAUUUCACAGUAAAGAAUUUGAUUGAUUCCUCAAUCACUGCGUGUAAUCGUAUCGCUCAAUCGAAACCCUUUUUAAAAAAUCUCAUCUUUUUUCUCUCUCAAUUUAGCUGAAUCGGGUUUGAGAUGAGUUCUGAUCCACCGGCGGCUGGAGACGGUGGCGAACAAGCCGCUGCUGCGGGAACGAGCGUGCCUUCACCGUCUUCAUACGACAAACAAAAGGAGAAGGCACGUGUGAGUAGAACGUCGUUGAUUCUGUGGCACGCGCACCAAAACGACGCAGCUGCAGUUCGGAAACUCUUGGAGGAAGAUCCUUCUUUGGUUCACGCCAGAGACUAUGACAAACGAACGCCUCUUCACGUUGCUUCGCUUCACGGUUGGCUUGAUGUUGUUAAAUGCUUGCUCGAGUUUGGUGCUGAUGUCAACGCUCAGGAUAGGUGGAAGAACACGCCUUUGGCUGAUGCAGAAGGAGCUAGGAAGCAGAAGAUGAUAGAACUGCUGAAAUCUCAUGGCGGUUUGUCUUAUGGUCAAAAUGGAAGUCACUUUGAACCAAAGCCUGUGCCACCACCGAUUCCAAAGAAGUGUGACUGGGAAAUUGAACCUGCUGAGCUGGAUUUCUCAAAUGCCGCUAUGAUUGGAAAGGGUUCCUUUGGUGAGAUUGUGAAAGCCUAUUGGAGAGGAACACCAGUAGCUGUGAAACGUAUUCUUCCAUCUCUUUCAGAUGAUAGACUGGUUAUUCAGGACUUCAGGCAUGAGGUUGAUUUGCUAGUUAAGCUUCGUCAUCCUAAUAUAGUGCAAUUCUUAGGAGCUGUAACCGAAAGAAAGCCUCUUAUGUUAAUCACUGAAUACUUGCGCGGGGGAGAUCUUCAUCAAUACCUCAAGGAAAAGGGCGGUCUUACUCCAGCAACCGCUGUCAACUUUGCGUUGGAUAUCGCGAGAGGAAUGACAUAUCUUCACAAUGAACCAAAUGUUAUCAUUCACCGAGAUCUUAAACCAAGGAACGUUCUUCUGGUUAAUUCAAGUGCAGACCACUUGAAAGUUGGAGACUUUGGGCUAAGCAAACUCAUAAAGGUUCAAAACUCUCACGAUGUCUACAAAAUGACUGGUGAAACCGGAAGCUACCGGUAUAUGGCUCCUGAAGUGUUCAAGCAUAGAAGAUAUGACAAGAAAGUUGAUGUCUUCUCCUUUGCAAUGAUACUUUACGAGAUGCUUGAAGGAGAGCCACCGUUUGCGAACCACGAGCCAUAUGAAGCAGCCAAACAUGUAUCAGAUGGACACAGACCUACAUUCCGUUCCAAAGGAUGCACACCAGAUUUAAGAGAGUUAAUUGUGAAAUGCUGGGAUGCGGACAUGAACCAAAGACCGUCGUUUCUGGACAUCCUCAAGAGACUUGAAAAGAUCAAGGAAACUCUACCAUCAGAUCACCAUUGGGGCUUAUUCACUUCAUAAUACACCAAAAUCAUUAUUUAUAAACAAGAACAACCAGAAACAAGAAAGUGAUAUUCUGUUUGCUUAUUAUUAUUCUCUUCUGUUUCUUGUCUUUUGUAAAGAUUGUUUCUUUUUCAUAUUUUUCAUUUGUUUUACAGUAAACGACUUACUACAGAGAGUGUGACAUGAAAGCUUUUUAUGGAUUGGAUUGGAUUUGCAGGUUAA